Messenger RNA from Brassica napus (rape), 825 nucleotides. RefSeq lists its product as uncharacterized. Lineage: Eukaryota; Viridiplantae; Streptophyta; Magnoliopsida; Brassicales; Brassicaceae. The record is from RefSeq and is a predicted model, not a curated record. The transcript is spliced from 2 exons. Gene Ontology annotation, molecular function: catalytic activity. The coding region runs from base 1 to 825 and encodes 274 amino acids.
AUGCUGGGUGGAUGCGUGUGGCAAGAGUGGAGUUUGUGGCUGUUAUGGAGAGAGGAAGUAGGGGAGCUUGAAGUAGUGAAGUCCUCUGAUCAGUAUAUCCACGCUAGAAUAGGAAGUAGAACAGAGGUGAUUAAUCUGAUUGUAGUGUAUGCUGCUCCUUCUCCAAAUCGUAGGAGUGGUCUCUGGGCUGCAUUGGAAGAUGUGAUACGUGAUGUUGUUGGCCCGGUGUUCGUUGGUGGGGAUUUCAACACGAUUAUGAGGUUAGACGAGAGGAGUGGUGGGAAUGGAAGAUUGUCUGAGGAUUCUUUAACAUUUGGUGACUGGAUUAAUAACAUGUCAUUGAUUGAUAUGAGUUUUAAUGGCAAUCAGUUUACAUGGAAGAGGGGUAAGACUGAGAAUAACUUCGUCGCAAAGAGAUUAGACAGAGUGCUAUGCUGUGCCCAAGCUAGACUGAAGUGGCAAGAAGCAAAAGUUUCACACCUACCCUUCUUGGCUUCAGAUCACGCCCCACUGUAUUUGCAGUUCACUCCAGAGGUAAAAGGGAAUGCGUACCGACGUCCAUUUCGCUUUGAGGCGGCAUGGCUUCAACAUAUUGAGUUUCAAGAAUUGAUAGGAGCUUCAUGGAACCGUGACAUUGAUACCAGAGAAGCUCUAACAAAGCUGGAAGUGACACUUAGGAAGUGGAACAAAGAGGUCUUCGGAAAUGUUCAACGAAGAAAGGAGGAGUUAGUAAUGGAGAUCAAAGAGAUACAAGAGAAGAUAGAACAUGAGCUUUCUGAUGAGUUGUUAGUGAAAGAAUGGAGCUUCUUAAGGAGUUUGAGAUAG